Molecule: messenger RNA, 395 nt
Organism: Staurois parvus
Lineage: Eukaryota; Metazoa; Chordata; Amphibia; Anura; Ranidae
Source: the annotation of a GenBank genome assembly
GGCGAUCUGUCACGAUGUGGAAAGGUUAUUUCACCCAGGAUUCUCAACAAGGCAGGUUGAGGGGUCUCCGGGGUAAGUGUUUGAUACAGAGGAAAGUGGAUUUUCACUUUCCUCAUUUGUUUGUAAGGUCCAUUUUGGGACCUGGAGCCUGGAGAUUUCAAAGUGAUUUGGGAGGGAUGGAAUCUCCAAUCCUGGGACCAGUUUUUGGGAAUGGCCAGGAUACUGAUUGCUCAGGUGUGCAGGGCAAUCUUCUAGAUUCAGGACCAGGGUUCUGGGCUCCACCUCAGCAGACAGGAGUCAGGAGGGCUCCACCCCGGCAGGCAGGAGGUCACUGCCUUGGAGUCAGGUGGAAGCCAAAAGCAGCAAGGGGCUGCUCGAGAGUAGCUGUGUGCUAG